Staurois parvus is the source of this 364-nucleotide messenger RNA. Lineage: Eukaryota; Metazoa; Chordata; Amphibia; Anura; Ranidae. The record is from the annotation of a GenBank genome assembly.
CGAUUUUGCAUUUCCGGGAGGGCUGCAUUGUUUAUUAACAGUCCUUCUCCCUUUUGGCUCAGGCACACUGCUCUGGAUGGCUGUGUACAACACAGCCAUCAAGAGCAGUUUGAUUACAGUAAAGCCCACACACCCCGCCCGCUACUAAAACACUCCCUGCACACAGUUAACCCUUUGAUAGCCCCUCAUGUUAACCCCUUCCUGCCCAGUGCCAUUAGUACAGUGUCAGUGCUUUUUUUUAGCACUGAUCACUGUAUUGGUGUCACUGGGGAUGUCAGUGACACCAAGUCAGUUCCCCCCAGUGUCUGAAUGCCUGCCGCAGUCCCACUAUAAGUCGCUGAUUGCCAUUAUUAGUAAAAAUAAA